UAUCGUCAGAAUAAAUGUGUUAAAUACUACAAGGACGUGAAGAAUGUUGAAACCAUCUCCCGUUGUUUGCAUCUUACAGCCUUUGGGGGUUUUGGAGGUGUUGGUGGUUUGCGCGACGUUGCGGUUACAGUACCAGUAGCGGUAACCCCGGGUGACACGGUGACCCUGCAGUGCUCAUACGACCUGGAGGGCGACCCACUGUACACUGUCAAGUGGUACAAGGGUAGACAAGAAUUUUUUCGCUACGUCCCCAAGGAACUGCCUCAUACUCGGGUGUUCCCUUUACCCGGUGUUAACGUAGAUGUGAGUAAGUCCGGGGCGAACCAGGUGGUCCUCCGUGACGUGCCGAUAGAACUUGCUGGCAGGUACCGUUGCGAAGUGUCGGCCGACGCACCAACAUUCCACACAGAGAUUGUAGCCAGCCACAUGCACGUCGCCUAUCUACCUGAAGGAGAUCCAAAGCUGCAGAUGGAAAAGCGACGUUACGCGGUGGGCGACACCCUACGUGGGAACUGUUCCUCACCAGCUUCAAGCCCACCGACAAACCUCACCUGGAUCGUUAACGGAAAAAGGAUGAACGCAAGUUUCUGGAAGCAGGAUCGAGUCAGGAGUGACGACCCCCAGUCGCGAAAAGUUACGACGAUCGGCCUGGAGCUCGACAUGGACAGCAGUACGUUUCAGUACGGCAAACUGCGGGUUCAGUGUGUGGCCACCAUGUUCCAAUUGUACCGCCAAGAGGCAGACGCCGUUCUCGAGGAGGAGAGACCGCGCCUUGCGUCCGUGCUCGGUACGCGCGAGUCCUCUCUUGGGUCAGCAACGCAAUGGAAAGGAAUAUGGUGGCUCCUGCCUGCUCUGGCGCUACUCUUGUUCCUCACCAGGUAGCAGGACUUCCAAAUUUUCUCUGCACCCAUCUGUUGCUAAAUGAUUUACCGGAAGUCGAUCAAGGUUAGCCCAUUCAGAAGAUACACACUACUGCAUAAAUUGAUGGGAUUGUCGUCAAAGUAACGUCAAGAUUGAAUAGAAAGUGUACUUCCACGUUGUUCGUUACCAUGGUGAAUAAGUGUAAGGAGGAGCGUUUAUGUUUCAUUUUGGGCACCGUAAACUACCUUGCAUAGAUACUGGUGCAUAGAAACCUGUUUUUUUUAAAUUCCUCAAAUACUGAAUUAUAAUCAUACUAUAUAUGUCAGGAAGACGUUCAUUUAGACAUUCUUGUUGUCUCUCCAGUAGUCUUUUAAACACCCAGUUUACAUUCAUAAAUCUUACUUAAUUUUUAUUUUUAUGUUCCAAAAUCGCAUUUUCCUUUCGUUUGACAUCUGCACAAAAACAAAGAGGUAAAUAGGUAAUAUGUUGGUGUUUUCUUGAAGAGAUGUGUCCAUUACAUAUUCCUGAAGCUGUGACGUGUUAUUGAUAUCUAAAUUCGUUUUUUCGCCAUUAAUUUAUACGUCAAGCCCUACAAAUUUCUUUCGUGUUACAAAAACUCACACCACAUUUUGAUGUACGUUUCAGGGCCCUGAAAUUAAAUAUUGCCAUACGUUUGCGUUCUUAUAUAUGAAAGAGUCUGACGGAAGAUAGAGUUUUGGUAAUGGUACAUGUAAACGUAACUAAUAUCACACAAAUUCAUUCUUGGAUUCAUCUUUCACAUCUUCUGCAUACUUCUUUGUUACAUGGGCUCUCUUUCCUGUUGGUUACGUGAUUAUAAUAAAUACUAACUUGAAACUUAUUUAUGACAAAUGUUGAAUAAUUUUAAUAUCGUCUGUUGUAUUCUUUAUCUUUUAAGUCAUCGUAAGAAAAUGUUAUUCUGGCUUGCUGUGGACUAAUAAUAAUUACGCUAACGAAGUAAUGGGCAUUGCAUGUUAAUACUGUAUUAUUUAUAAUAAAAAGUUUUGAUUAAGGCUACGAAGCUGAAGCUUAUAUAAAUACAGUAAAACC
This is a messenger RNA of Zootermopsis nevadensis, 1929 nucleotides long. Lineage: Eukaryota; Metazoa; Arthropoda; Insecta; Blattodea; Termopsidae. The record is from RefSeq and is a predicted model, not a curated record.